This is a messenger RNA of Otolemur garnettii (small-eared galago), 834 nucleotides long. RefSeq names its product CKLF like MARVEL transmembrane domain containing 2 (gene CMTM2). The transcript is spliced from 5 exons. The record is from RefSeq and is a predicted model, not a curated record. Lineage: Eukaryota; Metazoa; Chordata; Mammalia; Primates; Galagidae. Bases 1 to 834 code for a protein of 277 amino acids.
AUGGCGCCUAAAGCCAAAGGUGGUGACAAGGGUAAAAAAGGCAAAGAGCCCAAACCUGAAGAGCCCAAACCUGAGGAGCCCAAACCUGAGGAGGCCAAGCCUGAGGAGGCCGAGCCUGCGGAGGCCAAGCCUGAGGAGGCCGAGCCUGCGGAGGCCAAGCCUGCGGAGGCCAAGCCUGCAGAGGCCAAGCCUGCAGAGGCCAAGCCUGCGGAGGCCAAGAAGGUAGAGCCCCAGGAACCCGGAAAGGAAACGUUAGAGCAGCCCAAGGACCGAGUGGGCACAAGGACGGGAUGUCGCCGCUAUUGGUGGGAAUUCAAGGACAGCAAUAAAGAGUUCUGGGGCAUGGGGCACGCCGAGGUCAAGAUUCUGAGUUUGGGCUGCCUCAUAGGGACGGCAAUGCUGUUCUACUUUCUUCCAGUGCACCCAGUCUUGCUUCUCGUCAACAAAAUGGAGAUAGCCAUCUUCACCUCAUUCAUCAUCCUCUACACCUUUGCCAUCAAUAGAUACAUCCCUUUCAUCCUGUGGCCCAUUUCUGACCUCCUCAAUGACCUAUUUGCCAUUAUAUUCCUUGGGGGAGCCGUGGCCUAUGGUUACAUAAGUCGGAAGUCCCUGCCGCAGCCUUAUUUAAUUGGUUUGAUCCUUAUGGGUGUUGCUGCAUUUUUUGCGUUAAUUGAUAUGUCUAUCCAAACAAAACACUUCAAAGGCAAGAGGGCCAGAAGGAUGAGAGUACUAGUUCCUCCUCCACCAAGGGAACCUGAACAGGAAAAUGAAGCAGGCCAGGCACCUCCAGCACCUGCAGCAGGAGCAGCCCCAGACCCAGGAAUGAAAAAGUGA